UGCAGCGCAUGGCGGGGACCCCGCCCCGCGGCGGCGCGAGGGUUCCGUGGGGCGGGGAGCGCGGCUCGUGGCCCCGCCCCUAUAUAAGGGCGGCGUGGGGGCAGCCCAGGAGCGCGGCCGCCGCCUCAGCCCCAGACCCGCGGACCCGGCGCCAUGGCAGACCAGUCUUUUGUGACUCUAGCUACAAAUGACUCCUAUGUGAAAGGAGCACUGGUACUUGGUUCAUCCUUGCAACAGCACAGAACAACAAGGAAGCUGACUGCACUCAUAACUCCUCAGGUCUCGGAUAUUAUGAGGAGGAUACUGGAAAAAGUCUUUGAUGAAGUCAUAUUGGUAAACGUUUUGGAUAGCGUGGACUCGGCACAUUUGGCGUUAAUGAAGAGACCUGAGCUGGGUGUCACACUAACAAAGCUUCACUGCUGGGAACUGACACAGUUUUCAAAAUGUGUGUUCAUGGAUGCAGACACAAUGGUUUUGUCAAAUAUUGAUGAGCUCUUUGAGAGAGAAGAGCUGUCUGCAGCACCAGAUCCGGGCUGGCCUGACUGUUUUAACUCCGGAGUCUUUGUUUACCAACCUUCCAUUGAAACAUACAAUCAGCUGUUACAGUUUGCUGCAGAGAAAGGCAGCUUUGAUGGUGCAGAUCAGGGGUUACUAAACACCUUCUUCAGCAGCUGGGCAACAACAGACAUGAGCAAGCAUCUACCUUUUAUUUAUAAUUUGAGCAGCACUUCUGUAUAUUCCUACCUUCCAGCAUUUAAAGCUUCCGAUUGCAACGGCUGCUCAAGACUGCUCUCUCCUGAGCUAUGGACAUCACUACGUAAAGAUUUGAGUUGGCUAUUUGGUGCGAAUACUAAAGUGGUGCAUUUCCUGGGAAGCACAAAGCCAUGGAACUACACAUAUGACUCCAGAACAAAAAGCAUAAAAGGCAACAUGGAUGACCCUAAAGUAGUUCACCCAGAAUUCCUCAACCUGUGGUGGGAUACCUAUACAGCUAAUGUGUUACCAUUACUAGAACACCAUGGAAUUGUAAAAGAAACUACUACAGGCGUAAACAUGCUUUCGGGCUUCAUCUAUACUCUGGCUUUCUCUUGUGGCUUCUGUAGAGAGGCAGAGGUUACAGAGGCGAUGUCCCACAUAUCAGUAUCAGAACCAUCACCAGUAUUACCAACUGUAUCUUCAGAAGAACGCAAGGAACGGUGGGAACAGGGCCAAGCUGACUAUAUGGGAGUGGAUUCCUUUGACAACAUCAAGAAGAAACUUGAUACCUACCUUCAGUAGAAAUGCCCGUCUGAAACAGUGGCGAUGCAAGGACUUGUUCCAGAACUAACAGCUAGGAAGGUAUAGAUGGUGGUCAGUUACACUUGCUAGUAGCUUGAUGAAAAACUUCUUGGCUGAAGGCCUCUGCAGUGCUACAGAUGAAGACUGAGCAAAAGCUAGGAAGCAGAAUUCCUUGGGCCACCUAUAACUGCCUGAUUUCCAAUUCUCCCUACUAGAUAAAACCAGGUAUUUUCAGCUUAAAUUUUCUUCUGUUGUGAUAAAUUGGCUCAACAUAUUCGCUGAAACUGGGUUUGUUACCUCACCUCAUUAAGACGAGAUUAGCAUUGAUUCCUUUGUGUGCUGUUUUAGAUGUAAAAUCUAAUUCAUGGGAUUGCUCAUACACUAGAGUGGUAGCCAUUCUGCUUUACCAUAAAUGUAUUGAUGCCACUGGGAUACGUACAGAUGUAACAGUAACAGCACUGCUUUGCUCUCCAGUCACAACUGCACCGAGGUUUUGACCAGGUUCCUACGCACAGUGCCUACAGCAUGGCAGAAUGCAUUCUCAGUUCUGUAUACUAUGGGACUAGUAAACUGAGUUAUCUCUGUUAAUUGCAAUGUUGCACUUCAUACAAAAAUAAAAAGUUGUCAUGCA
Messenger RNA from Cuculus canorus (common cuckoo), 1909 nucleotides. It is a transcript of the gene GYG1, whose product is annotated as glycogenin 1. Gene Ontology annotation, cellular component: cytoplasm. The transcript is spliced from 9 exons. The record is from RefSeq and is a predicted model, not a curated record. The coding region runs from base 154 to 1278 and encodes 374 amino acids. Gene Ontology annotation, molecular function: glycosyltransferase activity. NCBI's taxonomy places the organism in Eukaryota, Metazoa, Chordata, Aves, Cuculiformes, Cuculidae.